GCGCUCGGGUUUAAUUUUAGCAAACCGAUAACCCCGUUCACUCGCUGACGUCGUUAUGUUUUUGUGGGAUAGACAAGUCUUACAUAAGGCAUAGUGUGAGUGCGAGCUUAACAAACGCACAGAGGUCAGCAAUUCAUCCGCAAUACCAGGCACUGGUGCCGAUCAUUACUAUCAUCAACCACACCUAGCUACAUCGUCAUGACCUCCGUGAUUAUUUUCGGCCCUACAGGCCAAGUCGGAUCCGUUGCCGCACGUACGGCUGCAGAACUUGGGGCCAAGGUUUGGCUGGCAAUGCGAGACACCAAAAAAAGCAUUCCUGGCCUCACACAAGAUAUAGAAAAGACAGGUGGCUUUUGCAGGAUCAAAGCCGAUCUACAGGAACCCGAGACUGUGAGCCAAGCAGUCAAGACCUCUGGAGCCAAGCGCGCAUUCAUCUACCUCAUCCAUGGCGCACCAGAUCACCUAAAGGGCGCCAUCGUGGCGAUGAAGGCCGCAGGUAUUGAACUUGUGGUCUUCCUGAGCAGCUUCACUAUCCCUACCAAUCUGAGUUUGCGAGAGAUCCCUUCCUCCGACAUGAUUCCGCAUUUGCAUGCGCAGGCUGAAGCGAAUCUGGAGGACACGUUUGGCUCUGACCACUAUGUCGCCGUCCGUGCCGGAUGCUUCAUCACGAAUCUGCUGGUGGAGAAAGAUGGUAUAGCUGCAAACGACGUGAAACUGCUGUGCGGCGGCCUGUUCGAGCAGGACAAUAUCACACCGAGCGACAUCGGUAGAGUAAUUGCCAACAUCCUCGUUUCAGGUCCACGUAACGGACAGAACAAGGUGUAUCUUUACGGUCCCGAAGUCCUAUCGAUGCAUGACAGCAUCGCCAAAAUAGGCAAGGCACUUGGCAAAGACAUGACGAUAACGGCUCGGAGUCCUGAGGAAACGUACGACAAACUCAUCGGCUCCGGCAUACCGGCCGCGUCCGCGAAACAUAUGGUGGAUUUGUGGAGUAUUAAAGGCACAGACAAGGGAAAUGGUGUGCGGUGGCCCUGCUAUGAGGAGGGCGUAAACAAUGUGGAGCUUUACACUGGUAAGCCGGCAACCAGUCUUGGGGAUUGGGUCGAGGAGAACAAAGCAAUUUUCAGUGCAUAGUAGAUGGCGAAGCAAUCCAUCGAACGACUUCAAGCAAGCGGUACUAUUUGAUUAAUGACUUGUAUAUGUCGUAUUCGUCGAUGUUAGUCUUCGAGGUUAACGUUGAUGCGGACGUAUGCUUGAGAGCGAGUUGAUAAUGGAACCACUCGCAGUUGUCGAAAACAUUUUGGAUGCAGUUAUGAUGCCAGUUUCUGCUGCUAACUCUGCUCCUUGUGAGCCAUAACAACAUUGGUAG
This is a messenger RNA of Dothidotthia symphoricarpi CBS 119687, 1369 nucleotides long. RefSeq names its product NAD(P)-binding protein. The transcript has a single exon. NCBI's taxonomy places the organism in Eukaryota, Fungi, Ascomycota, Dothideomycetes, Pleosporales, Dothidotthiaceae. The record is from RefSeq and is a predicted model, not a curated record. Bases 199 to 1134 code for a protein of 311 amino acids.